Dimorphilus gyrociliatus is the source of this 2393-nucleotide messenger RNA. Lineage: Eukaryota; Metazoa; Annelida; Polychaeta; Dinophilidae. The record is from the annotation of a GenBank genome assembly.
ACUAUCGAUACGUCGGUAGCGCGAGGACGACGUUCGAACGCCGCCGUUUUUCUUACAGUUCGUAAAAGAUUGCAUCAAUAGAAGGAGACGAUCGGAAGAAUUCUGCUCGAAGUGCCGCUUCUCGUCAAACUUUGACGUAUUGUACAUGAACGUAAAUACGUCGCCGCUGCUGCCUUCAAGGGGGUGAUGAAGAGAAGCAGAACGGAGAAGAUAUGGCACUGAACUUUAUCUACAGAAUCCCUAACUUUCGCGUCCCACUACUAAACAAGGAGUCACACGAUGUUAUCAGUAGUAUUGACGAAAAAGUCCACGAUCCUAUGUCGCAGCGCAGACUCGUACUCAUUAUUGUCUGCGUUGCUCUUUUACUCGAUAAUAUGCUGUAUAUGGUCAUUGUCCCAAUUAUUCCGAUUUACUUGGGAGAGAAACAGAAAGAUGUUCAGACAUCGCCAUCACCUCUUUCAACCGCUGCUUUAUCAUUAACUCUUAACUGGACAAGUACACUAAAGCCAGAAAGAAUUAAACCCACCGAUUCACCUCAUAGGGAAGAAUCGAGUAGUGGUGCUAUCGGCCUCCUUUUCGCCUCAAAGGCCAUAAUUCAGCUGUUAGUUAAUCCAUUUUCCGGAACGGUCAUGGAUAGAGUGGGGUAUGAUCUGCCGCUCUUCGUAGGACUAAUGAUUAUGUGCCUAUCAACAACCAUUUUCGCAUUCGGAAGUAGUUAUACAGUCCUGUUCAUUGCUAGAAGUAUGCAGGGUAUCGGUUCAGCCUUUGCUGAUACGGCUGGUAUGGCUAUGAUAGCAGAUAUAUACGUUGAGGAGACAGAAAGAACGAAAGCGCUGGGCAUAUCCCAGGCAUUUAUAAGCUUCGGCUCCUUAUUCGCACCUCCCUUCGGCGGUAUACUCUAUGAUUUUGCUGGUAAAUGUAUACCGUUUAUAGUUCUGGCGCUUGUCGCGUUAAUCGAUGGUUUCCUUAUAUUCCUCGUAAUGAAACCCAAUAGAAGGGAGAGGAAGCAAAUGCAGUCCUCUCUUCCGAAUGCCACACCAAUCUAUAAACUCAUUCUCGACCCUUAUAUAGCAGUUUGCGCCGGUGCACUAGUUAUGGCCAAUGUUUCUUUAGCCUUUAUCGAACCGACUAUAGCCCGGUGGAUGGCGGAUACAAUGCAGGCCAAGGGAUGGGAAAUUGGAAUGGUGUGGCUGCCUGCCUUCUUUCCACAUGUUCUCGGCGUAUAUCUGACAGUAAGAUUAGCAAAAACCUACCCAAAUAAGCAGUGGAUUCUUACAGCUGCUGGUUUGACUAUGGAGGGAAUUAGUUGUUUAGUUCUACCAUUCUGUACGAACUUUUUUGCCGUUAUUGUACCUUUGAGUGUUUGCUGUUUUGGAAUUGCGCUAAUCGAUACUUCCGUUUUGCCGAUGCUCGGUUUUCUCGUCGAUAAUCGUCAUGUAUCCGUUUAUGGUUCCAUUUACGCAAUAGCUGAUAUAUCAUAUUCUCUUGCAUAUGCUUUUGGCCCCAUAGUGGCAGGUGGAAUUGUUAGAACUAUCGGCUUUACCUGGCUAAACGUUGGUAUUUUCUUCUCCAAUAUACUAUACGUCCCAAUACUCCUACUUUUGCGCAAUGUAUACGAUUAUAAGCAAUUCGAAAAUGAAGGUGCCGUUCUAGUAACUGCUACGCCUGGAACUGGGCCAGAUGUCGAUUACAAGACUUAUAUUGUAAAUGAUGAAAAGGAGGUUCCGAAUGGAACAAUGAAUCAUCUUAAACUAGACACAAAUGCUCCUCCACCUUCCUAUGGUAGUGUCUCCAAUGCACCUCCUCCGGCAAGGCCUCCCCCACCGACUGUCGGAGCAGAAUCAAGGAAUAGUUUGGGAGAUUUGGUUGAUUUGAACGAUCGUACAGACUUGAAAUAAAAAGUUCUACAGAUUAUCGAAUACUACAGUUCCAAAUAUUCCCUUUUUUCCCUUAUAGCGGCCAGCAGAUGUAUUCUCUAUAUACCAGCCAUUUAGUUCAAUUAUAAUAAGAGAUAACUUUGUUUUAGUUAACUAAUCUAAAUUUUGUUUUCUUGUGACAAGAUAAUUAAUAUUCGAAAAGUAUAUUAAUACUAUAGGCUUUAUAGUUGACGUUUUAAGCAUUUUUAACUUAUUAUAACCUAUCCUUUCUUCCUCUUUUCGCACUACUUUUUUCCCUUCAAAACAAAUCGUGUGUGCAAGGCAAUACUCUGUAAAUAGGAAAUAUUAAUUGUCAUAAUGUUGUUUAAUUAUUCUAUAUAAAUAUGAGGAAAAACAAAAAGAUAAAAACGUAAAAAAUUACUUGUAAAUAUGAUUUAUUAGGAAAUUACCUGAUAUAAAUAAACCAUGUGUAUAUGUUAAAGCACGUUUAAUUAUUUUUAAAUAAAUAUUAUAAGU